This is a messenger RNA of Amoebophrya sp. A25, 3049 nucleotides long. The record is from the annotation of a GenBank genome assembly. Lineage: Eukaryota; Dinophyceae; Syndiniales; Amoebophryaceae.
GUAUAUCUUUAUCGUAGCGAGAUUCCCUAAAGAUUCAAGGCACCACCAAUAGAGGUCACCACUUACUCACAACCAAAAUGUCGUCUCGGCUUCCUCCACCUCCACAUCCGGCAGAGCUCGAUGACCUACGCUCGUUGGAAUCCUCUGGUCGUACCAAAGAUGAGGAAGAGCUUUUGUCGUCAGAUGAGCAAGCCAGUACAAGGAGUCCUCCCCCUCUGGCAGGAAACACUUUGCGGCAAGACGAUAACGACAAGAAAACCGCUGCCCGUUUAGGCGCCAGACUGGCUCAGAAAGAGCGAACAGUUGCAGCACAAAAGGAUACUAUCGCGUCUUUGGAGGAACAGGUCAGCAGACUGAAGGAACUGACACAGGCUUUGAGGCAGCGGGUGAAAACAACGACGACGACGACGACGACUCUAUCUGGUUCUGGUAUAAUACCUGUAACAGCCACGUCACCUGCGUCUUCUGGAGUCGCGUCAACAGUGAUACGACCUUCGAGUGGUAGGUCUGUGGUGCAAGAGCGCUCAACCACUUUGGAACUUCUUGGAGGCACCCACUUUGGAACUUCUACCAGUUCGUCUUUCAGAAGUCCGCAGAGUGGCCAGAAGACGAGGAUAGGGACACGAACUGGCAGAAGUCUACAGUCGGGGACGUUUGCUGGAACCACAACUACUCUUUUGGUAAGGCCAGUGACAUUAACAACUUGUUUUAUUUGAUUGCAUGUUGUAAAAGUAGGAGCUCAACAGAUUGUAAGCCUACUGUAUUGUUCCAACGAGGAACAGCUAAAUCAAAGAAGUUUCAGUUAACAUAAAGGCUCUAAUCUCAGAGGAGAAAGAUGUACCAGCAGCUUGGAAGCCAUUACCACGCAAGAAUAUUCAGAGACCAAGGAAAAAGCCACCUUUUCAGGCUCCGACUCGCAUAGAGCAAAUGGAGGGACCGGCGUCCAGUGAGACGACGAACAAGGCAAAUGAGGAAGGGCUAGAGCCAGACCCGAAUAAACUAUCUAGCAAGGACCAAAAAGUCGAACAAAAGAGCAUCACAACAACAGCUUCGUCUUCUUCAUUGGUUGCGAGUAGCACCGAUCCACCAACAGGAUCACUUCUUCACGCUCCUUUCGUGUUUGAGCAUGCUAAGUUUUUCCAUACCCUAGUAUCCGCACAAUUGGGCCGUCCAGAGAACGAAGAUGUGCUAGAAGCUUUGCUGGGAGAAGCCUUACGGGAUCGAUUUGCUAGCAGAUGUGCGAAAAUGAUGCUGGAGAUCAUGAGCCUGUUUUUGGUGUCGAAGAACCUGUGCGCCACUUCUGCUUCUGUCGAAGAUCCUGCAACGACGACAAAAGGUGCAACAAGCACAGACGGGAAUGGGAGUGGAAGUGAGAGGGUUGUUGCUAGAAGUGGGACAGAAGACCAUAAGAGCGCUAGAAGUACAACAGAAGACCACGGUGGGACACUAGGACAAACGGAGGGUCCUCGUCUGGGACGUAGUCGAUUGCAGAUGAGCUUCCUUCCGCAAUGGCUCCGGAUGGUUUGUGAAGUGCUAGGAGCGAAGCAGGUAUUUCCAUGAAGAAGUUUUCAUCGCUUAGAAGUAGUAUAGUCUGUUUGUUGUGCAUUGGCAACUUCGGAACCGACGUUGUUGUGCCAGGGGAGCUGCCCGAUGUGCAGGAUCCAUAACCUAACCUAACCGAACUUCGGUCGUCUGUUCAUGGUCCCUCCAUAGAAACCGAAACUCUCAGCUGUUGAUAUGAUCUAAGUCCCUCUACAACUUUCACCAGGGCGUCCUAUAUGAAGUCGUUUUUAUGAUCUAAGUCCCUCUACAACUUUCACCAGGGCGUCCUAUAUGAAGUCGUUUUUAUGAUCUAAGUCCCUCUACAACUUUCACCAGGGCGUCCUAUAUGAAGUCGUUUUUAUGAUCUAAGUCCCUCUACAACUUUCACCAGGGCGUCCUAUAUGAAGUCGUCGCACGAAAGAACGCACGUGAGGAGGCUGAGUUGCAUGCACGCGCGGCGACGGGGACUGACUGGGGGAGGGCUUUUUCAGGCAAGGCAACUGCUGCAGAAGACGUUUACCGUACUGGGAAAACAAUUCGGGCUAAUAGAGCAGAACGAAAUCGCGUGUGGGCGGUUGGGAAAAGUUUGCUUAUGGUUUACGACUUUUUAGCUUAGAAACUGUCAUCUUCUACUACGACAUCACAAUCAAAAAGUAGAUUUGCCACCGCCACUUGAGGAUAGAAUGACAGCUUCAACUUGGGAUGCAAUCUGAGCACGGUCUCGUUGGUGUUGACUGCAGAGUAGACACCGGACGCUCUGUCUUCUAAUUCCCUGUGUGUGCCGAUAAGAGCAAAGGAGCAGUCGAGAUCAGCGACUACUGGGCGCCAAACGAAGACAGGUGACACUGACACAUUGCCAUUAGUGGGAUGCCUCGAAUUGACAGGGAAGGCUCUCUAUAACGGGGACGGGGAGUCGGACUUUACCAGUGCGGAUCAAGAAGCCGCGGAGGGGUUAGCGAAGCUGAUUGCUGGUUUGUUUGAGUAGGAAAUACACAUAUAAUCAAGAUCAGUGUCGGAAAUGAAUACUUCAGGUGCUGGGGGUUGAGUGUUCUAUCAUGUAGUCUCUGCAAGAAGGGUUCUAUAUGAAGUGUAAGGCUAAUGUUCUUCUGCUCUUCUGCAAUGUAUCGUAUUCGGUUUUUGCAAGAUGAAAAUGUGGUAAUAACACUCAGGUGCAUGUCACUCACACCCAUAGAUAUGGAUGAGUAUCCUUGAUGAAGCCUAGUAGGCGAACACGUGUGUGGUGACGAUAUCAAGCUGAAGGAUUUACUGUUUGUUUCGACGACUGUAAUGAAUGAAUGCUGAUGUAAACCAAAAAGUAUUCAAAGUGACUUGCAAUCUGUUGUAUCUCGUUCGUAGUACAAAGUUAGGCUCAAAAUUAUUGAAGCAGCAAGGGUUCUGCAUCAGCCGUCAGUGAGUUUGAACUUGGAGUUUCUCAUUGAACACUUCACAAAGUGUGAACUGUGAUUGAUCCAGACUUUCAUGGUAUGAGCAGCACUUAUUGAAACAU